CUCCCCUUCCUUUUUCAUGAAGCCACUCGCGCUAAGCUUUGUUCUACGCGUCUCCAUCGCUCCGCCUACUCUUCCUAUCAGGAUUUUUCAUUGCAUCCAUUUUUGUGCAUUUAAGAAAUCUCCAAGAAUUAUAAACCUGGAGAAAAGCGAGAAAGAGAGAGUGUGGGACAAGGCCUCGAAAGAAAAACAAACAAGGAAAGAGACGACGUCUUUAUUUAAAAAUGCGAGCAAACCCAUUCUAAAGGAUGACCGCGAUGGGUUAGACAGGCUGGAACAUGAUUGCAAAAUAAAAGCAAUUGUGUGUAGCGAUGUCAGCUCCACUCGGGCCCCAGGGCCCAGGCGCUCCCCCGCCGGCUGGAGCCCUACCCGACCUGCCGGACCUCAGCCACCUCACUGAGGAUGAGAGGAAGAUCAUCCUGGACGUCUUGGACCGACAGAAAAAGGAAGAUGAGAAGGAACAGUCAAUGCUAAAGGUCAAAGAAGAACAAAAGCCUCAGCCGGCACAGUGGUUUAGUCCCUUUAGUGGGAUCACUGAGCUGGUAAAUAACGUUCUGCAACCGCAGCAAAAGUCCCAAAAUGAGAAGGAGCCUGAGCCUGAGCCUGAGCCUGAGACGAAGUUGCACCAGCAGUUUGAGAGCUACAAGGACCAGGUGAAGAAGAUGGGGGACGAUACGACCCCACAGACAGGGACGACAGGAGAACCCCAGAAGAACCCCAACGACUCUCCUACCUGCGGGAUUUGCCACAAAACCAAAUUCGCUGACGGCUGCGGCCACCUCUGUUCAUAUUGCCAAACGAAAUUCUGUGCUCGGUGUGGAGGACGAGUGUCUCUGCGGUCAAAUAAGGAGGACAAAGUGGUUAUGUGGGUAUGCAACUUGUGCCGAAAACAACAAGAAAUCCUAACCAAGUCGGGGGCGUGGUUCUACAGCGGCGCCGCAGGGCCACGGGGCGUGUCUGAGGGCCCCAGGGGUCGACGUCACGAGGAGGCCCCCCAGGAGAAGAAGGCCAAACUGCAGCAGGAUCUCCUCUACCAGGGGCCCGCAGGGGACGUAUCAGCAGACAGAAGCAGACCUCCCGGGCUCCCCAGACAAGGCUCCCUCAACAACGGCUCAGGGCUGAGGCACUCAGGUCCAGGACAGGACAUAGACAGGAAACGAAGCCCAUCAGCAUCCAGGGAUCCAAACCAAAGAUACGACCAAAGGGAGGAGCGGGGUCAGUAUGCCCCGGGGGACGGCACCAUGCCCAGAUCACCGUCCGACUACGGGGAUGGGGACGCUCGGCGUGGGGCCCCACGGAGGUACCAAGACGCUGAGGCAGCGCGGGGGGAGUACCGUGGUGGGCGUGGCCGCUGGCGCUCCCAGGAGGACUAUCCUCUGGACCAGGACGGGCCCUACCCUCUAGACGGGCAGCCCAGUGAGUACGAGCUGCAGCGCCAGCGCCAGGAGGAGUACCAGACACGCUACCGCUCCGACCCCAACCUGGCCCGUUACCCCGUCAAGCCCCAGCCCUACGAGGAGCAGAUGAGGAUGCAUGCUGAGGUGGGCCGGGCCAGGCACGAGAGGCGCCACAGUGAUGUGUCUCUAGCCUACACGGAGCAGGACGAGCCCCAGGGACCUAUCCGCCUGUCCAGACAUCACCUGACCGAGCGCCGGCUGCCCAUGGUGGGCCAACGCUCCUACUCCAUGGACAGAAACUCCCCCACCCCUGGAGGCCACCACCGGACCUCCAACCACAGCCCCCCCACCCCACACCGCAGCCCCGUGCUGGGGGACAGGUCAGGGGACAUGAGGCGGGGGCCAGGGGAGCCAAUAGGGUUCAGGAGUCAUGAUUAUCUGGACCCCAGCUCUGCAGUCAGGAAGACCAAGAGGGAGAAGAUGGACACCAUGUUGAGGAACGACUCUCUGAGCUCUGACCAGUCCGAGUCCAUCAGGCCGCCGCCACCAAAGCCCCACAAAACCAAAAAGGGGGGUAAGAUGCGGCAGGUGUCCCUGAGCAGCUCGGAGGAGGAACUGGCCACCACGCCGGAGUACACCAGCUGUGAGGACGUGGAGAUAGAGAGUGAGUCUGUCAGUGAGAAAGGGGACAGUCAAAGGGGGAAAAGAAAAACUAUUGAGCAGGCAUUUUUGUCCGACUCAACACACAACACCUUAUCUGAGAGGCAAAAGAAAAUGGUGCGCUUUGGGGGCCACUCAUUGGAAGAGGACGCAGAAUGGUGCGAACCCCAGGUUAAAGACUCUGGCGUUGACACAUGCAGUAGCACUACCCUAAACGAGGACAAUCAGCAUAGCCAUAGUGAGAAGCAUCCAGUGACAUGGCAGCCCUCCAAAGAUGGGGAGCGCCUAAUAGGGCGUAUUCUGCUCAACAAGCGGAUGAAGGAUGGAAGUGUACCUCGAGACUCAGGAGCACUGCUGGGACUGAAGGUGGUGGGUGGAAAGAUGACAGAAUCUGGUAGACUUUGUGCUUUCAUCACUAAAGUGAGGAAAGGAAGUCUAGCGGACACUGUUGGACACCUCAGACCAGGCGACCAGGUGCUGGAGUGGAACGGGAGGUUUUUACAAGGAGCCACAUUCAAAGAAGUUUACAAUAUCAUUCUAGAAUCAAAGCCAGAACCCCAGGUGGAACUGGUGGUCUCAAGGCCCAUAGGAGAUAUUCCUCGGAUACCAGACAGCACACAUGCACAACUGGAAUCAAGUUCGAGUUCCUUUGAGUCUCAGAAGAUGGAUCGCCCCUCUAUCUCUGUCACGUCUCCCAUGAGCCCCGGGAUGCUGCGGGACGCCCCCCAGUACCUGUCAGGACAGCUCUCAAGCCAAAGCCUUAGUAGAAGAACAGCGCCUUUUGUCCCUAGGGUCCAGGUCAAACUGUGGUAUGACAAAGUGGGCCAUCAGCUAAUAGUCACCAUCCUGGGAGCCAAGGACCUGCCUUCUAGGGAAGAUGGCCGCCCCAGGAACCCUUACGUCAAAAUCUACUUCCUCCCUGACAGAAGCGACAAAAGCAAGAGGAGAACAAAAACGGUAAAGAAAUCCUUAGAGCCCAAAUGGAACCAGACCUUUAUGUAUUCUCCUGUGCACCGGCGGGAGUUCCGUGAGCGCAUGUUGGAGAUCACCCUGUGGGACCAGGCCAGGGUCAGGGAGGAGGAAAGUGAGUUCCUGGGAGAGAUACUGAUAGAGCUGGAGACAGCCCUGCUGGAUGAUGAGCCUCACUGGUACAAGCUGCAGACCCACGACGUGUCCUCCAUGCCCCUCCCCCGCGCCUCGCCCAACCCCCAGCGCAGACAGCUCCACGGAGAGAGCCCCACGAGGAGGCUACCCAUACAGAACAAGGGGCCGUAUUCGUACAAUUCAGGAUCUCAGAGAAUCAGCGACAGUGAGAUCUCUGACUAUGACUGUGAAGAUGGUGUUGGGGUAGUGUCAGACUACCGGCAGAACGGCAGGGACCUACAUAGUUCCACGUUGUCUGUCCCCGAGCAGGCGAUGUCAUCCAACCACUGCUCGCGGUCGGCAGACAUGAACCGGGCGAGGUCGCGGUCUCCCAGCGUCCCCCCUCCACAGAGCAGAAGUCUGGACCCCGGCUAUGACAUUGACCCCGCCUCGUCUCAGUACAGCUCCUCCAGUAGAGUUGACCGGCGCAGUGUGUCCGAUGACCACCACUCACCUGACAGCCGCAACCACCGCAUAUCCAACAUCAGUCGAGAAGAGGCUGUCAGGUUACUGCGCUCCACUAGGAUGUCCCGAGCCCACUCAGAGGGCGCGUACUCCUCCUCUGCUUCCGUCGACUAUGACUACAAGAGGAACCACGGAGCCGUUGAUAGACAUGUGUAUCACAGCAGGUCCAGGUCAGCUGACCAGCGUCCCGCGCUAGAGCGCACCACCACCUCCCGCUCGCGGUCCACGGAGAGGCCCGACUCCACCCUCAUGAGGUCCAUGCCGUCUUUACCCUCCGGACGCUCCGCCCCUCCCUCACCUGCCUUAACGAGGGCGAACCCCCGCAGCGGAUCGGCCCAAACCAGCCCUACCAGUACCCCCAUGUCCGACAGGAGAGGCGGUCGGCAACUACCACAGCUUCCACCCACAGGGACCAAGGGCAGAAAAGACACGGACUCACCAGGUUGGACCAGCUCAGGUGCUAUGGAUGUGGAGGAGAGGACCAGACAGAUGAAGCUGAAGGUGAACAAGUUCAAGCAGGGGGCCGGGUCCGACUCCAGACUGGAACAGGACUACAACAAGAGGAGGGAUGGUCAGCGGGGUUCAGACAACAUGUCAGCCAAGUCUUCGGACAGUGAUGUAAGCGACGUGUCCGCUGUGUCGAGAACCAGUAGUGCCUCUCGGUUCAGCAGCACGAGCUACAUGUCUGUCCAGUCAGAACGGCCGCGAGGAAAGCAGAAGAUCAGCUAUUCCGAAUCAAGGAACCAAUCACGGGAAGGGGAUGAACAUUUGGGGGAGGUGCUGGAGGAAGAGGAAGCUGGGCGAGAGGUGGGGGGGGGAGAGGGGGGUACACAUAGAGGGCAGGGUAAACAGAGGGAAGGGGAGGAGGAGGAGGCUAAAGAGGAAGGAGGUGAGAGGAGGACCACUGUAGUCACACAGAAGUCACAGGAGGAGAUCAAUGAAGAGGAAAUGCUUCGGAGGAGGUUCUCAGAGACUGACCUCAGGCAGUUGGGCACGUCGUCAGGGAGUAUGAACAUGACCAAGAGCACAAGCAUCGGUGGAGACAUGUGCAACCUGGAGAAGACGGACGGCAGCCAAUCGGACACGGGCGUGGGCAUGGUAGGCGGGGACGGGGACGGGGACAAGAAGAGACGCUCCAGUAUUGGUGCCAAAAUGGCAGCAGUGGUUGGCCUCUCGCGGAAAAGCAGGAGUACCUCUCAGCUCAGCCAAACAGAAGCCGGUGGGAAGAAGCUUCGCAGCACCGUGCAGAGGAGCACAGAGACGGGCUUGGCCGUAGAGAUGAGGAGCAGGAUGACUCGGCAGGCCAGCAGAGAGUCCACCGACGGCAGCAUGAACAGCUACAGCUCAGAGGGAAACCUGAUCUUCCCUGGUGUUAGGCUGUCCUCCGACGCCCAGUUCUCUGACUUCCUGGAUGGACUAGGCCCAGCCCAGCUGGUUGGACGACAGACGCUAGCUACACCACCCAUGGGUGACAUCCAGAUUGGAAUCGUGGACAAGAAAGGAGCGCUGGAGGUGGAAGUGAUCCGAGCCCGUGGCCUUGUGGGAAAACCAGGUUCCAAGGCACUGCCAGCACCAUAUGUAAAAGUGUAUCUUUUGGAAAACGGAGCCUGCAUAGCCAAAAAGAAAACAAAAGUAGCAAGAAAAACCUUGGAUCCCCUUUACCAGCAGCAACUGCCGUUCGAAGAGGCUCCUGGAGGGAAAGUUCUACAGAUCAUCGUAUGGGGCGACUACGGACGCAUGGACCAUAAAUCUUUUAUGGGAGCAGUUCAGAUACUUUUAGAUGAGCUGGACCUGUCUAACAUGGUGAUUGGCUGGUUCAAGCUCUUUCCUCCUUCCUCAUUGGUGGACCCUACCCUGGCCCCCUUGACAAGAAGAGCUUCCCAAACGUCAUUGGAUAGCCGGUCAUAGCAGUGUGUGGACUGAAAGCAUUGUUGUAGCAGCAGCACCCAGUGCUGAGGUUAAACAUGCUGCGACAGACAGGUCACGCCCCCCGGUUACACUGCAUGCUUGAUGUUGUGUCUUCUGAGCCUGUUUCUAGGGGUGCAAACGUGAUCCUGUGUUUUGAGAAAAAUGUCGCACACAUUGUGCGUAGCGAGCGUCGCUCCCUCGGCCGGGUUGGAGCGCCAGCUCGGAUUAGAAGGCCGUAACGGACUCCUUAGCACGAGGAAUUGUCUCUAAAUCGAGCGAUUCCAGGUUUUCAUCCAAUCUUAAGCCAUGGGGGUCGGAACUGGGAACCCGCUCGAUGAGUUCUACAGAAGCCCUUUUCGAAUGAAAAAUCCAUGUUUUUGUUUAUAAUUAAUUGUUUUGUUUUUUGUUUGUUUUAUUGUCGAUGUACUUGUAUACCUGAAGGGGUGACUGACAGUGUUGUCCUGUCCAGAAGCUUGGUCACGCCACGCCAACAGACCUAGCUAGAUGUGGAAAUGGAACUAUGAGGAUCAUUGCAAUUGGAGAGGUGGGGUGUCCCAACUAAAGCUCAAACUCCGAAUAUGAGGCCCUAGUGAAAAUACCUAUAGGUAGUAGAUCACACCAGAGAGACAAUACUAAAGUUACUAAAGGCAAUACAGAAGUGGCUACUGUACUAUCGACACUCCAGAAUCUAUUGAUCAGAACCCACAACAAGACUAACUUUUACGACAUAACAUUAUUAUAUCUCUGUUGAUAUAUUGUAUGACAUUUAAAUGAAGAUUUAAAAAAAAGAAGAUUUUUUGCAUGGACAAAAAUGUAGCUGAAAAAAAAAGAAAGUUAUUUUCUUGAGGCUGCGACUUGAAGAAAAACUAAUAAAACAGAUCAGCCAUUUUCAACAAUUUAUAUUAUUUUUGAAUAUAAAUUUCACUAGUGCAUGUGGUUUUCAAAGGGGAGUGAAUGCAACAGCGUGAUAAAAAAAGACACAUUGUUUAUCAUUCUUUAGACCAUCCAUAACAAAAGUCUGUGUUUGGCAGACAUACAGUAAGAGAAACUAAAAUAAAAAGUUUUGGAGAUAUUUAUCAAAAAAAAACUGUUUAUGUGACAAAGUGAUGAUGAAAAUAAAUGUAAAUUAUUUAUUUCAUUGUAAAGGUUUACAAGCCUUAUAAAGAUAAACAUUAUGUGCAAAUUGUACACGUCUCUUUUUCUCCCUUGUCCCAGGGCAUCCCCCUGAUAUUGUCCAGAGUUUCAGGACUGUUGGUUCUUUUACAGCUCUGUAUCGUUUCAAUAUGUCUUUUUUGGGGAUUUGUUUAACAAGCAUGUUGUAAAGGAUUUUCUGCAACAUGGCUUGGGCACACCUUAAAGUAACUCAGCAUGUUUUGUUAAAGAGGAUAUUUGGGAUUUUUGCAGUUUCUUGUACAGUGCAUGUCAACUUCGUUACUUUUUCCCCCUCACCUUCAAUUGAAUUCUACAGAAAAUGAGUUAGUUACUUUCAUGGCCAAACUACUAAAACGUUUUAACAAAACAUUCCACUAACCCCUAGAUCAUAUUUUAUUUCCACUUUUUCAAAAAGAAUGACAAGGGAAAAUAUUUUAUAUUCAUUGGAGAUUGACAAAAAAGUUAUGGUUGCGAGUGUAUUUUAUUUCAGUAUUGUUAACUAACAUGCAAAAAUUAUCUGUUUUGGUACAGCAAGAAGGAUAUUUAUAUCCAAGCAAGAAGCAGCAAACAUACAACUUAUGUACUGUAUAUUGCUGUGUAGUUCAGGCACUGUUUGUGAGGAUGAGCAGAACACAAGGUCAAACAACAUGGGAUGUUGCCACAUUAUAUGAAUUUAGUUUUUUUGUUUUUGUGAAAAUUAAAUUAAUUUCACAUAUUUUUAUUUGUUUAUUUACAAGCCAAGACCAGUUUAUUUUUUAUUUUUAGUAAUUAUAAAUGCUUCUUGUGUAUGGGAGGUAUAUGAAUCUUACAGUUAUGUCUGAAUGAAAAUAAACUGAGACAUUAUUCCUUUUCCAUGUUAAACCUAUACAUUCUAAUGUCCAUCCAAUAUCUUGAUGCUAUAACAAGCUAUAUACUUUCAGUUUUGAUUUACAUUGUACAUAUUAGACAUUUGAAUAAAACAAGCAAACUCAAAUAGAUGAAUAGAAUAUUUUGGAAUAGGAAUAUUGUCUCACAUGAUGACAAAGACAUGUUAUUGACCCUUUUGAAUGCCUUUUCUUUCUUUUGUUUUGGUGCAAUGUGUUUAUGCCAAGGCUAUGUCUUGGUGAAGUAUGGUUGAGUACAGAGAUUUAUGUAAGUUAUUUUUCAAAUAAAAAAUGGAUAUUACACUGA
Molecule: messenger RNA, 7892 nt
Organism: Salvelinus fontinalis (brook trout)
Lineage: Eukaryota; Metazoa; Chordata; Actinopteri; Salmoniformes; Salmonidae
Product: regulating synaptic membrane exocytosis protein 2-like
Exons: 35
Coding region: 309-5570 (1753 amino acids)
Biological process (GO): regulation of synaptic plasticity; intracellular protein transport; positive regulation of synaptic transmission
Cellular component (GO): cytoskeleton of presynaptic active zone; presynaptic membrane
Molecular function (GO): small GTPase binding; transmembrane transporter binding
Source: RefSeq, a predicted model, not a curated record